AUGUCCGAAGCCAAUGAGAAGCGAUUUGUGAUCAAGCACGUUUUCAAAAACGUUGGAAGUAUUAAAGGUGGAGAAACAGUUUAUGGAAGUACAAAAGAACAUUUCGGUUACAAUUGGACGCUUGGCAUGUUAUGGGAUAUGCCAUCAUUAACGAAUUAUAUCAAGUUGAUGUGUGAGAAAGUGCCAAAUGACAGUACAUGGUCGAUUGAAACUACUAUCAAUUCGGAAAUGCACAGUAAAAUGGGAAAGGAAUCAGAAAUUCAUAAGUUCUCCGCAACAUCGACUUCGGAAGUCAUAUUGAUUGAAAUCUAUUGGGAUGACUUGAAGAAAUAUGUUGUGAAUAAUCAUUUGGAGGUCGAAAUCAAUGUGAAGAUCAAUGAAAUCAAAAAAGAAAAGUUGAGAAAUUUCGACGAGUCGAUGAAAGAGUUCUCGGAUGUCGUGUUGAUUGUGGAGGAUGAGAGAUUCUAUGUCUCUAAACUAUUUCUGGCUUCUCACUGCACGUAUUUUAACUCUCUUUUCUUCGGAAAAUUCGGAGAAGCAGAUAAAUCGGAAGUAGAAAUCAAGGAGAUUCAAGCGGAGGACUUUCAAAAUUUUCUCGAAUUGAUAAAUGGAGAAUCGUUUGUCGAUGACUAUACUGUCAACGGACUUCUUCAGUUGGCUGAUUUCUUCGAUUCCAAAACUACACUCAGAAGAUGUGAGGAGUUUUUGAUGAAUAGUACGAAGAAGUCACUCAGAGAGAAAGUUGGAUUAGCCAUCAAGUACAAUAUCGAUAAAUUGAAGGAAAAGUGCAUUUCGAGCAUGAAAACUGUUGAUGAAGUGCAUUCAGUUCUUCUCGAAGUUUCGAGUCAAGUUGCCGAUUCUGUCUGGAAGGAAUUGUUGAUGAAAACGCUCUCUUUCUCCAAAUAA
Caenorhabditis remanei is the source of this 906-nucleotide messenger RNA. RefSeq lists its product as uncharacterized. Lineage: Eukaryota; Metazoa; Nematoda; Chromadorea; Rhabditida; Rhabditidae. The record is from RefSeq and is a predicted model, not a curated record. The transcript is spliced from 3 exons. Bases 1 to 906 code for a protein of 301 amino acids. Gene Ontology annotation, molecular function: protein binding.